Molecule: messenger RNA, 967 nt
Organism: Pelobates fuscus (common spadefoot toad)
Lineage: Eukaryota; Metazoa; Chordata; Amphibia; Anura; Pelobatidae
Gene: BTF3
Product: basic transcription factor 3
Exons: 6
Coding region: 127-615 (162 amino acids)
Cellular component (GO): nascent polypeptide-associated complex; cytosol
Source: RefSeq, a predicted model, not a curated record
CACUUCCGCCCCGCCCUCUUGGCUUCCAUCUUGCUCCCCGCGUGUGUGCGCGUCCUGUGCCCGGCUGUCUGGAAUCCUUUAAACCCGCUCUGUGUUCACACAACGCCCGCUGUCCGGCAGCUGAAGAUGAAAGAAACAAUCAUGAAUCAAGAAAAACUAGCAAAAUUGCAAGCACAAGUGCGCAUCGGUGGAAAGGGAAGCGCCCGCAGAAAGAAGAAGGUUGUCCACCGAACAGCCACUGCUGAUGACAAGAAACUCCAGUUUUCCCUAAAGAAACUGGGUGUGAAUAACAUCUCUGGCAUAGAGGAGGUAAAUAUGUUUACAAACCAAGGAACUGUUAUCCACUUCAACAAUCCUAAAGUACAGGCUUCUUUGGCUGCCAACACCUUCACGAUUACAGGUCAUGCAGAGACCAAGCAGCUCACAGAGAUGUUGCCCAGUAUUCUGAACCAGCUCGGGGCUGAUAGUCUCACCAGCUUGAGGAGGCUUGCAGAGGCUUUGCCCAAACAAUCACUGGAUGGGAAAGCACCACUUGCCACCGGGGAGGAAGAGGAUGAUGAAGUUCCAGAACUCGUUGAGAACUUUGACGAAGCUUCCAAGAAUGAGUCGGUCUGAUUAACUUAAACCACUGAAGAACAUACAAUUCUGGGCAGUGCUGCUAUUUUAUAUUGUGGCUGCUUUAUCUAUUUGUUUCCUUUUUGCCUCUGUUUCUGUUUUGGCCCAAUGAGAUUAACUCUUUAACAAUAUUUUACUGGUUAUGCCAUCAUAACAAUCUUGUCGCUGCAGAAUUGGAUCUUCCAUAUUCAGGUUGUUUGAUGGCAUGCAUGGUCUUUAAUUGGUUAAAUGUUUUUGAACUUUAAAACCAUUGUAAUUAGCAGCUACCCGAUGCCUGCUUCUUUGCAGAGAAUUUGCAUAUUGCGACUCCAUUUACGUGAACAGUUCUGGAAAUAAAGGUUGAUAAAACAAA